ACGCGGCGGGAGCGCGGCGUGAGGACCCCUCAGGAACCGGGAGGAACCGGGAGGAACCGGGAGGGUCCCGGAGGGGUCGAGCCGCCCCCAGCACGUCCCGCAGCGGCUCGGGGCCGCUCCGAGGCGGCUCCCGGGGCCAAUCCCGCUUUCGUUCCCGUUCCGGAGGCCGUUCCCGGUUCUCGGCUCCGGUGCGGCCGCCAUGGGCCGCCGCAAGUCGAAGCGGAAGCCGCCCCCCAAGAAGAAGAUGACGGGGACGCUGGAGACUCAGUUCACGUGUCCCUUCUGCAACCACGAGAAGUCGUGCGACGUCAAGAUCCGCGUUGGAGCCUUAACGGCCCCCCCAGACCUGUCGGAGCCCGUGGACGUUUACAGCGAUUGGAUCGACGCCUGCGAAGCCGCAAACCAGUGACACCCCCGGGGGGGGGACGGGUCCCCAAACACCCCCCGGGAGCGGUGACACCCCCGGUGACACCUCCAGGACACGGUGACACCCCCAGUG
Pseudopodoces humilis (Tibetan ground-tit) is the source of this 499-nucleotide messenger RNA. NCBI's taxonomy places the organism in Eukaryota, Metazoa, Chordata, Aves, Passeriformes, Paridae. The record is from RefSeq and is a predicted model, not a curated record.